Molecule: messenger RNA, 1944 nt
Organism: Triticum turgidum subsp. durum (durum wheat)
Lineage: Eukaryota; Viridiplantae; Streptophyta; Magnoliopsida; Poales; Poaceae
Source: the annotation of a GenBank genome assembly
AUGCUCACGGUGUCUCUCCUAGACGCGCAACUCGCUCGGUGCUCCUCCGCGCGCCAUCUCCUCCAGAUUCACGGCCAGUUCAUCGCCUCCGGCCUCCUCGCCGAUGCCUUCGCCGCCAGCCGCCUCCUCCUCUUCACCUCCGCUACCCGCCUCCUCCCGCUCCCCAUCCACCAUUCGUUCCGCCUCCUCCGACUCGUCCGCUGCCCCAACGCCUUCUCCUGCAACACGCUCCUCAAGGCGGCCCUGCUCGCUGGGACGCCGCACCUCUGCCUACCACUCUACACCUCCCUGCCGGCGUCCCCCGACGCCUACACCCACCCCAUCCUCGCCGCCGCCUGCGCGGCCAGGAGGGACGUGAGUGAAGGCAGGCAGGUGCAGUCACACGCUAUCAGGCACGGGUUCGGUGAUGAUUUGUACCUCAGGAACGGCCUGAUGCAUAUGUACUCUGUUUGCGGCUGCCUCAGGGACGCACGCAUGGUGUUCGACGCAGGUCCCGUGUGGGACGCUGUUUCGUGGAACACCAUCCUGGCUGCCUACGUGCAUGCUGGGGAUGUUGAUCAGGCGGUUGGGGUGUUCGCACGGAUGCCAAAGCGGAAUGCCACAGCGGUGAGCUCCAUGGUAUCAUUGUUUGGGAGGAGGGGUAUGGUGGACGAGGCAAGAUGGGUGUUUGACGAGGCUGAGUGCAGGGAUAUUUUCACGUGGACUGCCAUGAUUUCUUGCUUUGAGAGGAACAACAUGUUUGCAGAGGCGUUGCAUAUGUUCUCGUGCAUGCGUCGAGAGAUGCGGCCUGUGGACGAGGCGCUGAUGGUCAGUGUGGUGGCCGCUUGUGCACAGUCAGAGGUGAUUCGAAAUGGGGAACUGUGCCAUGGACUGGUUAUCAGGGCUGGCCUUUGUUCGCUGCUAAACAUUCAGAAUGUGCUGAUCCACAUGUACUCAUGUUGCCUGGAUGUUGUUGCAGCACGGAGGUUGUUUGACAGCGGUGACUGCUUGGACCAGUUCUCCUGGAACUCGAUGAUAGCAGGCUAUCUAAAGAGUGGUCAUGUCGAAAAUGCAAUGACAUUGUUCAGUGCAAUGCCUGACAAGGACAAUGUUUCUUGGAGUACAAUGAUUUCUGGUUGUGUGCAGAAUAACCAAUCCUCAGAUGCACUCACUGUCUUCGAUCACAUGCGAGCCCAGGGAGUCAGGCCGGAUGAAGUUACUAUCAUUAGUGUUAUAUCUGCAUGCACCAAUCUGUCUGCUCUGGAGAAAGGAAAGUCGGUGCAUGAUUAUGUAAGGCAAAACAAAUGUUACAUCAGUCUUGUACUUGGGACUAGCCUCAUUGACAUGUACAUGAAGUGUGGAUACUUGGAAGCUGCAAUGGAUGUCUUCAACAUAAUGGAAGAAAAAGGAGCACCUUGCUGGAAUGCUGUCAUUGUGGGGUUGGCCAUGAACGGCCUUGUGACGAAAUCCCUUGAGAUGUUCUCAGAGAUGGAAGCAUCCGGCACUGCCAUCCCGAAUGAGAUAACUUUCAUCGGAGUUUUGAGUGCUUGCAGACAUGCUGGCCUAGUUGAGGAGGGCCGCCACUUCUUCAAGUUGAUGCAACAGAAGUACCGAAUUGUGCCAAACAUCAGACACUAUGGAUGCAUGGUUGAUCUUCUUGGACGUGCUGGAUAUGUUAAGGAGGCUGAGGAUCUGAUUGAGAGCAUGCCCAUGUUACCUGAUGUUCCAGCAUGGGGUGCAUUGCUUGGUGCCUGCUGGAAGCAUGGUGAAAAUGAGGUUGGAGAAAGGGUGGGCAGGAAGCUUGUCAAUCUGGAUCCUCGCCAUGACGGGUUUCACACUAUGUUAUCUAACAUAUAUGCUAAAGAGGGGAUGUGGCAAUCAGUAAAUGACCUAAGGGACUCCAUGAAGCAACGACAUGUCCCAAAAGUUUCAGGAUAUAGUGUCGUUGAAAUGUCUCCUUCUUGA